AUGUUUGACUUGUUUCGCUCCAAAAAGAAGGAUGAACAUGAAGAGAAAUCCCUCUCCUUUCUCGUAAUACCACAUGGCAAGAUUCAUAAUGACUCAUUCAAAAUGUUGCCUAUUGAUAUUGUGCUGGAAAUUUUGGAUUAUAUUUGUGGGGACGAGCAAUUGAUGAUGAGCUUGACGAAUUGUCAUGAUCAGGCGUUGAAUAAGCAGAUUCCUAGGGAGACUCCAUUCAGAGAGAGGAAAUGGACGCCUCCUGCAUGGGAUGUCAAUUCCGAUUUUAAUGAAUUAAAAUUUGAUGAGAAAAAGUUUUUCAAACAAUACUUUGGAAAGUUCCCGAAUAGAGAUUCUAGUUGUCCAAGGCUGCUAUUUAGAAAAUUAGAUUUGGGAGUGGAUAGGUAUUCUCCAAAAGAAUUGUGUAGACUAAUUCAAAUUGUAAAUUAUGGAAAUAAGCCAAUUGUGAUUGAGAAAACUUUAGCUCGUCAAAUAUUGCAGUGUAUAAGAAGAUUUGGACAAGUAAACGAGGAUAAAGAAAAGGAUAUUGAAAAGAAAAUGUUUAAAUAUUUGAGAUAUGUAUUAAGGAAUGGUCUGUGUGAGAGAGUUAUUGGAUUGGAUAUUGCUGGUAUUGAAACAUUUCCUUCUUUAAUUAAUGAGUUAGUACUAAUGUGUCCGAAUAUAGAACAUGUUAAUCUUGGUUCGUAUAACCAGAAGGAAAAUUACCAUGCAAAGCAAAUUCUGAUGAAAGAUGUCAAUGAGUCCAUGAUGAUCUUGAAAUUGUUAAAAUCCUUUAGAUGGACUGGACAUCAUUUUGGUGAAGGUUUUAUUGAUGAGUUAUCGAAACAUACACCUCUAUUGGAGAAGCUGGUUUUAAAAUGUGAAACAUCUGUUAUAUGUUGUCACGAAGCCAUCCUAAAUUGGAAGAAUCUCAAACUAAUUGUUUCAAAAAUUAGUCCACAUAUUUAUUCAAGAAAUAAUGGAACAGCAGAAGAUCUAUACAAGUUUUUCAAGAAUAUAAGUCAAUUAGACAAGUUGGAAAAACUUGUUUUGAAUGAAAACAAUAUUAAGGAAGGAAAUAUUCAAUCAUUACCUCAUUCUCUGACAUGUUUAGAUUUGAGUAAUACCCAGAUUCCAGACAACUUUCUUCAAAUUGUCGCAUCCUUGCCCCAAUUAAAGUCUCUGGGAUUGAACUGUUAUUAUGGAGGAAGGGAUUCUUUGAAGCAUCUCGUUGGAUUGAAACACACUCUCGAAGAAUUACACAUAACCCAAAGUAGUAGUUGUGGAGAUGAAGGUGUGAUGUAUAUUUCGCAAAUCGAAUCUCUAAAGAGACUAUUUCUAAUGAACCUAAGCCAAGAUCAAAUCAAUGACACUGGAGGUUAUGAGCUAGCCAAAUUGAAAAAUUUGGAAAUUGUUGGUCUUGAAUAUUGUUACAUUUCACACAAAACAGUUAACAGUAUUGCAGCAAGUUGUCCUAACAUUAAGAAAAUCCACAUUGAUGGAUGCCACAACAUUAAGAAACACAAAUUAUCAAAGCAAGCCUUCUCUUUAAUAGAUGAUGCAUCUUAUGCUGUUAGAAUUUCAGAAGAUCUAUAA
Naegleria gruberi is the source of this 1584-nucleotide messenger RNA. RefSeq lists its product as uncharacterized. The transcript has a single exon. Gene Ontology annotation, biological process: SCF-dependent proteasomal ubiquitin-dependent protein catabolic process. Lineage: Eukaryota; Heterolobosea; Eutetramitea; Acrasida; Naegleriidae. The coding region runs from base 1 to 1584 and encodes 527 amino acids. The record is from RefSeq and is a predicted model, not a curated record. Gene Ontology annotation, cellular component: SCF ubiquitin ligase complex.